Molecule: messenger RNA, 1353 nt
Organism: Chelmon rostratus (copperband butterflyfish)
Lineage: Eukaryota; Metazoa; Chordata; Actinopteri; Chaetodontiformes; Chaetodontidae
Product: transmembrane protein 182-like
Exons: 5
Coding region: 72-830 (252 amino acids)
Cellular component (GO): membrane
Source: RefSeq, a predicted model, not a curated record
ACCAGCGAGGAGCUGAGGAGUAGCUGGCGUGGAGAGAAAGAGCACAGUGAGGGAGGGUUUAGGCUGGAGUAAUGGCUGCAGUUAAGAGGCUGCUGAUCGCGGCCUUGGUUGGGGGGAUGUUUGGGGUAGUAGGGACUCUGUGUUUCUUCAUAGCUUUUGGUACAGACUACUGGCUGAUGGCCAUGGACGACUGUGGGCCGUAUACAUGGCCGACGCAAACAACAGUGUCAGAUGCCAAUGGGACUGAGAUCCGGGUCGUGAAAGCCGUCACCGCUCCUCCUUCGUCUCUCACUCUGCACCACGAGGGCUUCUUCUGGCGAUGCGUGUUUCAGGUGGAGCCCACAGCGCACGCAGCCCUGGCCACGCUCUUCACAAACCAGCCAGAGUCCAAGGUCUGUGUCCAUGGUUACCUCUUCCCGCUGCCUGUCGCACUCGGACAGGUGCCUCAUCCCAGUUAUGAUACUACAGCAGUGUUUCGGGGUUUCUGGACCGUGCUGAUAAUCCUUGGCCUGGUCGCAGCUCUAACUGGAGGCUUCCUCUUGGUCUGUGGCGUCCCCUUCAUCAGCCACAAGCUGUACAAGCUGGGCGGCGCUCUCCUCAUCACAGCUGCCUGCUUGUUCCUGUCCAUGCUGCUGCUCUACGUCCUCUGGAUGGAGGUGGUAGAGGUAAAGCGCUACGUGCUGCAGGAGAGGGGAGAGGCCUGUCCACACGCCCAGGUUUCAGUGCUCUACGGCCUGUCGUUCAUGGUGGCAGCUGCCGGCGUGCCCCUGGAGCUCAUCUCUGGGCUGGUCUUCAUGCUGGUGGGCCGUGGCUUGCGUGCCAGCAACUGAGCUGGCCUGCAGGGGAAGAAAGGACUGACCUUUUUAUGUCCUGCAACUGGGACUCAGCGGCACACUUGUGGGAUAUAAAUACCAGCUGGAAAGACAUGAUCAACAUUAUAGCACCACCCUUUGGAUUUCAAGCAGCAUGCAGCCAGAGACACUGAUUUGGUUGAUCAGUUUUCUAUAACUUGCUUUGCUUUAUUUCUAUAAAAAUCGCUAAUUAUUCUAGAAUAAUAAUACCACGGUAACUCUGCAGUACAGUUUAAGGAAUUAAUGUGGUGUGAUAUAGAUGUCAGUGGCAUUAAGGAGCAAUAUGCUGUCUAAUGUGUCAUGACUGUGUUUUUCUAAACAACAUUGUGUGUGUAUAAAUAUUCAUUCUGCAGAACGUUAAUGUUAUCAAUGCUGCAAAUGAUGAGUCCAUACAGCGGAAGGUGAGAAAUGUAUGGGCCAACCAGCUGUGUCCACUGCUUUUGGCACACGAUCAAAGGUGGAGCAGAGUGAGGAGGGAGGCAUGGCUGGAUGGACUUGAGAC